CACACACAUAUACACAACCCCUUCUCCACUUGGCGAACAACACAACGAGCACUUUGCCAGUCUGUCCUCAGAUCGACCACCCAGUCGGACACUGAAGCUGACUGGACUGUAUCUGGAGCUUUCACAUAAUCUGGAUGGGACCUUGAACUUCAGCAAAGGACGUCCUUCCCGUUGGUUUGGUUUGAUUUAGUUUGAUUUGUUUAGUUUUUUUUUCCGGAGACGGGACCUUCUGUUUUCUGGCUCUUGGCCCUUUACAUUCACUGCACUGGGAUUUCCGGGCCCGCUGUGAAUGCCAAAGUCGACGCGCGAGCCUCAGACCAGAGGAGGCGAAGUGGUGACCAUGUGGAUCCCGACCCCCAGCAUGACCCUCCCGCAGCGCCUGGUGCUCUACGGGACGUGUGCCGUGGCGCUGUUGAACUCCGUGGGCCUUCUGGUGCUCUUGGUCCAGCAGAAUCAGCAGCGCGCCCUGCUGGAGCGGACGGAGACCAAGCUGACGGAGGUGGAGCAGAGCUCGGUGGUGGAGUUCCUCCAGGAGGUGCCCAGAGGAGCGGCGGGGCUGAGGGCCGGCGCCGGGGAACACCAGCAGAACCAGUAUCAAUACCAGUACUCCAGGAAUAAGAGAAGUGAGGCGCUGGAGAAGGAGGUGCAGCGGGAGGACGGACAGGAGGAGGCCGCUCAGCAGGAGGCCAGUCAGGAGGUGGGAGAGGAAGCAGAGAGGAAGACGAAGCACGAGAUGAAGCACAAGCACCAACACGGACAGAGCUACCACAAGGCACACGUGCAGGAUGACAUGAUGAUGAUGAUGACUUACUCCAUGGUCCCGAUCAAAUUGUUGAUUGACAUUUGCAACAGCACCAGGGGAGUCUGCAUCGCUGGACCACCGGGGCCGCCUGGAUUACCCGGUUUGGACGGCCUUCCCGGCCACAAUGGGACUGAUGGCGUUCCCGGGCUGAAUGGACUGCCGGGGGCUGAUGGGAAAAGAGGAAAGAAAGGGGAGAAAGGGGAGCCGGGGGAAAAAGGAGAGCGCGGAGAGGCCGGUCUGCAAGGAGAGAAGGGACAACCGUCCAAUGACGUCAUCAUUGAGGGUCCUCCUGGGCCGCCAGGUCCGCCCGGGCCCCCGGGACCCCCUGGCCCUCAGGGGCCUUCCAGAACAAGGCACCACAGAGCCAACCUUCAGGCUGCUCACACUCUGGGACUUUUGCAAGCGAAUCCAAACGACGAAACCUCCUCUGUGAAGGAGGCUGUGAAACUACACCAGCAGCCCGCUAAGAACAACGAGUGCCUGAUUAAGUCUCUGAUCAACCCCAGGAAUGUGACAAAGAUGGAGAACACGUUCGGCACGUGGAUGAAGGACACCGCCCGGCUGAACGACGAGAGGAUUUGGGUGGCGGAGCACUUUUCUGGUCGUGUGGUGAAGGAGUAUCAGAGCGCCGCCUCGCUGCAGAACAGCAGCAGCGCCGUGGACGUUAGAAAGUUCUACCAAGGCUGCGGCCACGCCGUCCACAACGGCUCCUUCUACUACCACAUCGCCGGCACCUCCAGCAUCGCCCGAUUCGACCUCCUCACCAAGAGGCUUCACACGCUCACCAUAGACAACGCGUUGCACCACAGCCUGGCCUACCUGCUGCACAACUCCAAGACCUACUUCAAGCUGGCGGCGGACGAGAACGGCCUGUGGCUGAUCUUCGCCUCCAGCGUGGACGAGGGCGUCACGGUGGCCCAGCUGGACCAGAAGACCUUCUCGGUCACGUCCUACAUCAACACCACCUACCCGCGCACCAAGGCCGGCAACGCCUUCAUCGCCUGCGGGGUCCUGUACGUCACCGACACCAAGGACACCAGGGUCACGUUCGCUUUCGACCUGCUGAAGGGGAAGCCGGUGAACGUGACCUUCGACCUGAGGCCCGCCGGCGGCGUCCUGGCGAUGCUGUCCUACAGCCCGGAGGACAGACACCUGUACGUGUGGGACAACGGCUACGUCAGGCUCCACGUGGUGCACUUCACCUCUGACGAGUGACGGAGGGGACGUGGGACUGUUGAGCAGCGAGAGCCGGCGCCGACUGAUCAAUCCGCCUCUGGGAACUCGUCAUAUUUACAUUUUUAAGAUUUUUUUAUCUUCCCGUAGAGCAUCCCGUCACAUCGGUUGUUAAAAAUCUUUUUUCCGGUUUCCUUGUCAAACUGUUAAAGAUAAAUAAUGCUGUAUUUAUAUUCUAUUGUACAUGUGAGAUUUGGGAUUUACUAACGGCGUGUAAACUUUUUUUUUUAAAAUUUUGUAUCAAACUAUUUAAUUUGUAUUGAACAUCUAACUGCACCUGUUUGACCGUCUGUGUUGUGAGCUUUUAGUCUUCUAUGUAUUUGCAUGAUGUAUUGUAUGUAUUUUCACAUUGAUGCACAUGUUAUCCUGUUAUAUUCCGUACAUAUUGACAAUCCACCGGACCUUCGCGAUGAAGCAGCAUGACAUCGGCUGGUCGCUCUUUCCUUCUCGACAGAAAAUCACAACAAAAACAAAAACAACAGUGCCAAAUCAGCCUGAUGAAAUAAAAAGAAUUUAUUCACUUUACAAAGGUAAAACUCUGACCAUGACCUGUUCUCUCACACACCUCCAGGCUCAAGUGCCCUAGUAAUGAUGCUAGCGUCUACCCAUUAUAUAGGCUUGUUUUGCAUUAUUUCAUGCACACACAUACACACCAGUAGGACCAUUUUAAAACACUUAAGCUACAUACAGUACACAUAGGGGGCCGAAAGAGGGAGAGAAACACAAAUCUCUUUAAUAAAUACCAUACACACACAUAACAAAAGUUACAACUAAUCCAGCUUGUAUGAUACAAACCAAAAAUAAAGAAAUGCUUUCAUGUUUGUA
Molecule: messenger RNA, 2860 nt
Organism: Gasterosteus aculeatus aculeatus (three-spined stickleback)
Lineage: Eukaryota; Metazoa; Chordata; Actinopteri; Perciformes; Gasterosteidae
Gene: gldn
Product: gliomedin
Biological process (GO): signal transduction
Cellular component (GO): cell surface
Source: RefSeq, a predicted model, not a curated record